AUGGCAAUUGAAAUUUCUAUCAAAUCACAAAUCAAAGACUUGAUCUUGAGGACUUUUGGGUCAUCUACAUCGAAAGCAAGACACACUUCGCUCAUACCCUCUUCCAGCGUAACAUCAAAUGCUAUGAAAGGGGAUGAAGAGAGCGUGGCCCUCAAAGCAAUCGAAUUCCGAAGCUCCAUCCGGAGAGUCGGGGUACCAAUGGAAGUGAUGAGUUUAAUGCUUGGAGAGUUUGUGGAUGAAUAUAUUGCUCGUAUUGUGGAUUGCAACGAGCGAACGGAGGUAAGGGGAGAAGCAGAUGCCAUAACAAGACGAAGUGGGAACAAUGAUGUGGCAAAGCAGGAUCGCAAAAUGGAAGGAGGCAAGGAAACGCGAUGGAGUGGGCGUCGUGGGUUAAAUGCAGAGAUUAUAUUUUGCAUCGAUCCACUAACGCAACACAAAACGUCUCCAAAUGGGAUGAAUAGCUCUGAUCCACAGCCAUCAACCUCCGCAUCAAAAAUCAAUACUUCUGUCGGGGCUGAUGAAGCUAGCAGCAACAAGGCGCACCAGUUUAGCGUCCUUCUUCACAGUUUUCUCAAGGAAUGUAGCAUUAAUUAUGCACUUGCAUAA
Molecule: messenger RNA, 606 nt
Organism: Dovyalis caffra
Lineage: Eukaryota; Viridiplantae; Streptophyta; Magnoliopsida; Malpighiales; Salicaceae
Source: the annotation of a GenBank genome assembly